This is a messenger RNA of Pseudomassariella vexata, 573 nucleotides long. RefSeq lists its product as uncharacterized. NCBI's taxonomy places the organism in Eukaryota, Fungi, Ascomycota, Sordariomycetes, Amphisphaeriales, Pseudomassariaceae. The transcript has a single exon. The annotation marks the transcript as partial. The record is from RefSeq and is a predicted model, not a curated record.
AUCAAUCAUGUGGUCACCCAUCGCCCUUUUUUCUUGUUUCCCGCAACCCUCGUCGCCGCAUUUGAGUUCACCAGCCCGGAUUCGAACCAGAAGCUGAACGUCUCAGCUCCUAUCCGUGUCACCUGGACGUCGGAUAGCAGCGCUUACGAUCAAUUGGACCUCUGGUUCAUGGGCGUGACUGCUACCGGCACCAGCUUCGGGUAUGAUCUGAAAUCUAACAUCUCUACAUCGGUCGGCAUGUACAAUUGGGAUCCAUAUAACGUGACCCAAGCAUGGGAAAGCACCGACUUAGUGUUGGUAGGGGGAAAGGAGUUCCAAUUUCAGGCCAGGCUUCACGACAGAAAUACAACACGGGGGGCUAUGGUUCAGAGUGAUUACUACGCGGUGGUAGGGUAUGAUAAUAUUUCAAAUUUGGGAGCCUCGAAUCAAGUGUCGGCUUGGGGGGUUCUGGCACUGGCUGGGGUCGUGGUCAUAGGAUUGGACUGUAAAGGAUUUGGAGAUAUACGGCUUCAUGUGUGGACUCCGUCACUUCACAGGAAAUGCGUCAGCUCGGAGCUACCUCCGACUAAUUGA